CACACACCCCCACAGCCGCACGCUGCACACACUACUCUUAACCCCAAGCAAACGCUGCCACUGCCUCGGCAGCUGCUGAGUGCUGGACCUGCUGCUCUGCCUCGCCCAUCACCCGCCAGUGCCUGCGAGGAGAGGAGAUGCGCGUUCCUCCACCCCAGCUGAGAGGGUCCUGGACCCACCUCCAGAAACUUCUCACCUCCUGGCUGUUCCGAGAGAAAGAGUGGGACCAGCGUCUGGACGAGGCCUAUCUGCUGCAACAGAAGAGGAUUCGAGAAUCGCCACUGCUCUGGGCAGCCAAGAACAAUGACCUGUGCGCCCUGAAGAGACUUUUGCUGGACAGAGCCUGCGACUUGCGACAAAGAGGGGCCCUGGGGGAGACGGCGCUGCACAUAGCAGCCCUCUACGACAACCUGGAGGUGGCCAUGGUGCUGAUGGAGGCCGCCCCGGACCUGGCCUUGGAACCCACCCUGUAUGAGCCCUUCGUAGGCCAGACUGCGCUGCACGUGGCCAUCCUGAACCAGAACGUGAACUUGGUGCGAGCCCUGCUCGCCCACGGGGCCAGCAUCUCUGCCAGAGCUACAGGCUCAGCUUUCCGCCACAGCCCCCACAACCACGUCUACUUUGGGGAGCACCCUCUGUCCUUCGCUGCCUGCGUGGGCAACGAGGAGAUCGUGCGUCUGCUCAUCGAACAUGGAGCGAACAUCCGGGCCCAGGACUCCCUGGGAAACACAGUGUUGCACAUCCUCGUCUUCCAGCCCAACAAGACCUCUGCCUGCCAGAUGUACAACCUGCUGCUGUCCUACGACGGGCGCGGAGGCCGCCUGCAGCCCCUGGACCUCGUGCCCAACCACCAGGGCCUCACCCCCUUCAAGCUGGCGGGCGUGGAGGGCAACACUGUGAUGUUCCAACACCUCAUGCAGAAGCGGAAGCACAUCCAGUGGACCUGCGGGCCGCUGACCUCCACUCUCUACGACCUCACAGAGAUCGACUCCUGGGGGGAGAAGGUGUCCUUUCUGGAGCUGGUGGUCUCCUCCAAGAAGCGGGAGGCUCGCCAGAUCCUGGAGCAGACGCCCGUGAAGCAGCUGGUGAGCCUCAAGUGGAAGCGCUACGGGCGGCCCUACUUCUGCCUGCUGGGCGCCCUGUACUUGUCCUACAUGGUCUGCUUCACCGUGUGCUGCGUCUACCGCCCCCUCAAGUUCCGCGAUGGCAAUCACACUGCGUCCCGAGAUAUCACCAUCAUGGAGCAGAAGCCACUCCAGGAGGCCUAUGUCACGGAACAGGACAAAAUCCGGCUGGUGGGGGAGCUGGUGACCAUCAUCGGGGCCCUGAUCAUGCUGUUCCUUGAGAUCCCAGACAUCUUCAGGGUCGGCGCCUCUCGCUAUUUCGGACAGACUGUCCUCGGGGGGCCAUUCCAUGUCAUCAUCAUCACUUCCGCCUCCCUAGUGCUGGUCACCAUGGUGAUGAGGCUCACUGACACCAAUGGGGAGGUGGUGCCCAUGUCCUUCGCCCUGGUGCUGGGCUGGUGCAGUGUCAUGUACUUCGCCCGAGGGUUCCAGAUGCUGGGCCCCUUCAGCAUCAUGAUCCAGAAGAUGAUUUUUGGAGACCUGCUGCGUUUCUGCUGGCUGAUGGCCGUGGUUAUUAUGGGAUUUGCCUCGGCCUUCUAUAUCAUCUUCCAGACACAGGACCCAAGCAAGUUGGGGGAAUUCUAUGACUUCCCCACAGCGCUGUUCAGCACCUUCGAGCUUUUCCUCACCCUCAUCGACGGCCCCGCCAACUACAACGUGGACCUGCCCUUCAUGUACAGCCUCACCUACUCUGCCUUCGCCAUCAUCGCCACCCUGCUCAUGCUCAACCUUUUCAUCGCCAUGAUGGGCGACACUCACUGGCGGGUGGCCCAAGAACGGGACGAGCUCUGGCGGGCUCAGGUUGUGGCCACCACGGUGAUGCUGGAGAGAAAGAUGCCGCGUUUCCUGUGGCCUCGCUCGGGCAUCUGUGGCUGCCAGUACGGGCUGGGCGACCGCUGGUUCCUACGAAUCGAGAGCCUCCACGACCAAAACUCCUUGCGAGUGCUGCGCUAUGUGGAAGCUUUCAAGCCCUCAGACAAGGUGGAUGAACAAGAGCCUCUUUCUGAGAAACAUCCUUCUGUGUUUGAAAGUGGCACUCUAGCCAGAGCCUCCAUGACUCUGCCCACGCCCUCCCUGUCCCGGACCACAUCCCGCAGCAGCGGCAGCCACCGGGGCUGGGAGCUCCUUCGUCGUAACACCUUGGGACACUGGAAUCUUGGACUGGACCUUGGCGAGGGGGAUGGAGAUGAAAAUCUUUAUCUAUGAUCAGGACCCCUGUUACUCUCGACAUGGCUCCAGGUGGCCUGGGGUGGGAGGCAGACAGACCUUUUCCCGGGCCAGUAUCUGACUCCCGUGCAGGUAAUCAUGGGAGGCUGUGGGCAGAAUAUUUCUCAAAGACCACGUCUCAGCUUUCACCUCAGCAUUUCUGGAGACGGGCCAUGGGCCUGUGUUGUCCUACACAUGCUCUGGAAGUCCCAUAGCUUGGGAAAAGAAGGUCUCUUUUCUAGCCAAGUUGGACUUGGCCAUCCGAGACACGAGAUGGGGAUGCUACGCUAAGGAUGUCUGCCCCCUGCAGGUACUAGGAAGUAGUCAGUGUUGGAGCUCCAAGUGCUUAUUGUGGGAGGAGCCGGGCUGCCCGUGCGUCAUGUGGGAGGAGCCAGGCACAGCGCUCCGGCUGGGGCUCUUGUCUGUUUUCCUGCAGCCCUGAAGCACUCUCUCCCCACCUAGCAACCAAACGGCAACUGGCAAACUGUAAGAAGAAAGGCUUUUGAUACUUGCUUUAUUUUUUUUAAGUUUAUUGUGGUAAUAUGCACACACAGUUUAUCAUUUUAAUCAUUUUUAGGUGUACAAUUCCACAGCAUUAACUACAUUCACAUUGUAGUACCACUAUUACCAGUAUUUAUUUAUCUAUAGAACGUUCUCAUUAUCUCAAGUUAAAACUCUUGUACCCGUUACACGUUCACUUCCCAUUACCUCCUCCCCAUAGUCCCUGAUAACCAAUAUUCUACUUUCUGUUGUAAAUUUCACUGUUCUCAGCACCUCAUAAAAGGGAAAUCAUCCAGUAUUAAUUCUAGUGUGUCUGCAGUAUUUCACGUACCAUAAUGCUUUCAAGAUUCAUCCAUGCUGCAGCAUGUAUAAGAAUUUCAUUCCUUUCCGUUCUAAUUUAAUUGUAUGCACACACAAGUUUUAUUUAUCCGUUCAUCCAUUGUUGCACAUUUGUUUCCGCCUCUCGUCUCUUGCGAGUAGUACUGUUACAAACGUUGGCGUACAGACAUCUAAGUGCCUGUUUUCGGUAGAUUAUACCUACAGGUGAAAUUGCUGGAUCUUAUGGUAACCUUUGCUUAAUUUUUUUGAGAAACUGCCAUACCCUUUUCCACAGUAGCUGUGCUGUUUUAUAUCUCCUCCAGCAAUAUAUGAGCAUCCCAUUUUCUCCACAUCCUCACCAAUACCUGCUACUUUCUGUCUUUGCUGUUGCUUCUGUCACUGGCCCUCCUAAUGCAUGUAAAGUGAUACCAUAUUGUGGUUUUGAUUUGCAUUUUCCUUAAUGCCUAGUGACACCGAACUCCUUUUUCUGUGUUCAUUGGCCAUCUGUAACACAUUUUUUUUUUAGAAAUGUCUGUCGAAGUCCUUCGCCCAUGUUUGAAUUGUGUUGAUAUUUUGUUGUUGUUUCUGAGUUGUCUUAUUCUUGCUUUUGGAGUCUAAAAUGUUUGUAUCUCAUUUGCAUCCUGGUGUGUUUUUAAAUAUAUGGGGUAAAUUUCGCCUUU
Phyllostomus hastatus (greater spear-nosed bat) is the source of this 3829-nucleotide messenger RNA. RefSeq names its product transient receptor potential cation channel subfamily V member 5 (gene TRPV5). Gene Ontology annotation, biological process: calcium ion import across plasma membrane. NCBI's taxonomy places the organism in Eukaryota, Metazoa, Chordata, Mammalia, Chiroptera, Phyllostomidae. Gene Ontology annotation, molecular function: protein binding; calcium channel activity. The transcript is spliced from 15 exons. Bases 138 to 2330 code for a protein of 730 amino acids. Gene Ontology annotation, cellular component: membrane. The record is from RefSeq and is a predicted model, not a curated record.